ACGGAGGCAGCCCUAGCCACAGAGAGACCGAGAGCUCGGGGGAAGCAGGACUCACUACUCAAUCGUCACACUCACACAGAGAAAGGGGAGAAAAAAAGAGUGCAGGUCUUGAUUUAUUUAGAAAAGAGGUGGAAGUUCUGUGUGCCCGGUCUACACAGAACCGUACAAGGGGGCAGAGCACUUGGAGUUGAGGAGACUGAAAAGUACCUGCCAUUGCAUGCUGAUGCUCAAGGCUGCACCAACAGAAGUGCCCAUCACUUGGUGAUACCCAAGUGCCCGAGAAGAAAAAUUGGAUUCAUAUUUUGUAAAAUUGUAUUAUCAAUUAUUGUCAUUGUGAAUGUUUGCGAUUUGUUAUUUUAUUUUUGUGUUUGUUUCUAAAAGAAGAAAUGAAAUAAGUUCAGAGACCGGGCAAUUGACUGGACUCACAGUGAUACCCAGCGCAUUCCGAGCUGUCAGCGCGUGCACUGACCAUCGCGUUCUGAUUCUUGUUCUCUCACAAGGUGGAGGGACACUCGCCAGGGUUUGAUCCCAACUGUCACUCACUACAUCCGUCAAACAUCCAAGGAUAUUUCCCCACUUCUGACAUCUUUCUUUUUUCUACUCGGACAUAUCACUUCUCUCACACACUUUUUGCCAAAUGGUGUGAGUAACCUACAGAGAGAAGCGGUGAAAGAGAACUGAGGGUAUAGCACAGGCUAUCCACGGUCUCGUCACAUACAAACACAGAGGCAGAGUGGACCGAAGAGGCGAAGCGCAAAAGACACUUUCGCCUCUCGGAGUGAGGGGACCACUAGCCAAUAGCUCAAAGCACGAUCAACCACCCACCCCGGCCGGCAGUCCGAGCGCAGGAGCCUCGUACUUUUGGAGGUCCCGGGAAAAGUUGAGUGCCGAGCAAGUGUAGGCAAUAGGAGGGAAGCGAGCCCAUCCUUCAGAGUGCUGGUCCCCGGGCAAUGCAAGUGUAAAUGCCAGGGCAAUGUCCCGUCGCAAGCAGGGGAACCCACAGCACGUGUCACAGAGAGAAUUAAUAGCACCGGCGGAGGCUGAUCAUGUGGACGGCGGACUGUCCAUGUCUGACUCCCUCACCCUCCCUCACCCUCACCCCCUGUUGUCCCACCCGGCCCUGCUGGACCCCAGCCUAUCAAACAGCCUGGCCAUGGGUCUGGUUGACCACGACCUGCUCACCUGUGGCCAGUGUCAGAUGAACUUUCCCCUGGGAGACAUCCUGCUCUUCAUCGAGCACAAGAAGAAGCAGUGCCAGGCCCUACUGCAAGGCCACGGCUGCUACGACAAGAUGGCCGCUGACCGCAGCAGCCCCUCCCCGCCCCACCAGCAGCAGCAGAACCAGGGUCGGCACGGCCACUGUCAGCUGAGGAAAGUGGUGGAACCGGUGGAAAUCGGAAUCCAGGUGACACCAGAGGACGAGAGGCUGAUGGUGACGCCGACCAAAGGAAUUUGCCCCAAGCAGGAGAGUGUCCUGGCUGGAGGCCGGGACGAGCCUUCGAGCUACAUCUGCACCACGUGUAAGCAGCCCUUUCCCAGUGCCUGGUUCCUCCUGCAGCACGCCCAGAACAGCCAUGGCAUCCGCAUCUACCUGGAGUCCAACCCCUCCAGCUCGUUGCUUACCCCCCGCAUCACCAUCCCCGGACCGCCCAUGGGCCAGGACUCCAUCCCCCAGUCCCCCCUCGCCAACUUUCUGGGAGAGAACAACCCCUUCCACCUGUUGAGGAUGACUGGGCCCCUGCUCCGGGAUCCCCCACCAGGCUUCAUGGAGAACCGUGGAGGCCUCCCCAACACGCCGCCCUUCGUCAGCCCCUCACCCCGCCACCACCUGGACCCCCACCGGCUGGAACGCCUUAGUGCCGAGGAAAUGGGGCUCAUCUCCCAGCACCCCAGUGCCUUUGAGAGGGUGAUGCGGCUGACGCCCAUGGCCAUCGAGGCCCAAUCCAUGGACUUUUCCAGGCGGCUCAGGGAGCUGGCGGGGAGCAAUAACGUGGCCACACCUCCUCUUUCGCCCAGCCGGGCCAACCCUAUGCACCGCCUGCUCAACCCCAACCCCUUCCAGCCAAGCCCCAAGUCACCCUUUCUCAGCACCCCGCCCCUGCCGGCCAUGCCCCCCAACAGCACCACCCCGCCCCAGACACAGGCCAAGAGCAAGUCAUGCGAGUUCUGCGGGAAGAGCUUCAAGUUCCAGAGCAACCUGGUGGUCCACCGGCGGAGCCACACCGGGGAGAAGCCCUAUAAGUGUCAGCUGUGUGACCAUGCCUGCUCCCAGGCCAGCAAGCUGAAGAGGCACAUGAAGACACACAUGCACAAAUCUGGCUCCAUGACAGGGAGGUCUGACGAUGGGCUUUCCACCACAAGCUCCCCCGAGCCGGGCACCAGUGAAGUGACUGGAGAAGGCAUGAAGAACAGAGAGGGAGACUUCAGGGGUGAGGGUGAAGAGGAGGAAGAGGAAGAGGAUGAAGAGGAGAUGGAGAACGAGAGCAGGCCAGAGUCAAACUUCAGCAUGGACAACAUGGAGUUCUAUCGUAACCGUGAGAACGGCUCCAAGCCGCCGCCAGACGAGAAGAACUCUCUCUCCCUGGGUAAGAUGGUGGAGAAUGUGGGCCUGAACACUAUACAGCAGUACAAUAACUUGAUAGUCGACAAUCGUAAAAAUCGCAUGCCCUUCUCUAAGAAGGGGUCCGACGGGCAGCGGGACACUGGGGAUGAGGACUCUGUGGUGGGAGAGAUGGAGAGGGAGCAUCAUCAUCACCAGAUGGAAAGGGAUCACCAAAGGCCCACUGUCAACGGCAGGAACUGUGGCUCCGGCAACUCUUUCUCUAGCCUUUUCCCCCGUAAGCCCACACCCAUCACCAGCCCCAGCCUGUCCAACUCCUCCAACAAGAGGAUCAAGAUUGAGAAGGAUCUGGACAUGCCCCCGGCGCCCCUCAUCCCCUCUGAGAACGUCUACUCCCAGUGGCUGGUGGGAUACGCUGCCUCACGACACUUCAUCAAAGACCCUUUCCUGGGCUUCACCGACUCCAGACAAUCUCCCUUCGGCACAUCCUCUGAGCACUCAUCUGAGAACGGCAGCCUGCGUUUCUCCACGCCUCCUGGGGACCUCCUGGAUGGCGGCCUGUCGGGGCGCAGCGGCACAGCCAGCGGGGGUAGCACCCCUCACCUGGGGGGCAUGGGAUCCGGCCGGCCCGGCUCCAAGGAGAGCCGACGGAGCGACACCUGCGAGUACUGCGGCAAGGUGUUCAAGAACUGCAGCAACUUGACAGUGCACCGGCGCAGCCACACGGGAGAGAGGCCCUACAAGUGCGAGCUGUGCAACUACGCCUGCGCCCAGAGCUCCAAGCUCACACGCCACAUGAAGACCCACGGGCAGAUGGUUGUAGGAUGGCUAAACCGUCGGGCUAAACUGCGGAGCUUUAUAGCCAGAGAGAGCAGGGAGAUCUUAGGGGCUCCCUGUGAUGUGUAGUUGAACGCAUUCUGAAAGAAGUAGCAACUCUGACACACACAGAAUGCACAGCUGAGUGAGCUUUUUAGGAAAGAUUUUUCGGUCUUCAGCAAGCACCAACCUUUGCCCAAAUCAGCACUCCUUGUUAUUUUGAAUAAUGUACCCCUGUCUUACCCCCCCCCCCCCCCUUGUUCAAACCCCCUUAAGUUGACCUUUGACAUCCACGCAAAAAUGUUUUUUUUGUUUUGUUAAAAAUCUGUCAUUGAGAAAAAAAUAAGAGAAAAACACAAACAUAUCUUUGCACCAUGUUGACCCGUACUAUGAUUCGCACCAGUUGACCCGUACUAUGAUUCGUACCAGUUGACCCGUACUAUGAUUCGUACCAGUUGACCCGUACUAUGAUUCGUACCAGUUGACCCGUACUAUGAUUUGCACCAGUUGACCCGUACUAUGAUUCGUACCAGUUGACCCGUACUAUGAUUCGUACCAGUUGACCCGUACUAUGAUUCGUACCAGUUGACCCGUACUAUGAUUCGUACCAGUUGACUCGUACUAUGAUUCGUACCAGUUGACCCGUACUAUGAUUCACACCAGUUGACCCGUACUAUGAUUCACACCAGUUGACCCGUACUAUGAUUCACACCAGUUGACCCGUACUAUGAUUCACACCAGUUGACCCGUACUAUGAUUCACACCAGUUGACCCGUACUAUGAUUCACACCAGUUGACCCGUACUAUGAUUCACACCAGUUGACCCGUACUAUGAUUUGUCAAUCAUUUUUUUACACACAAAAAGAAAAAGAAAAUGGAAAAUACGGCUUCUGAGCAAGAAAUGACUUUGACUGGAUUUACUCGGCCUGGGUGAAGGGUUCUAUAGUUUGGGAUCAGCUGAUAUUGAAGUGCCAGCGUUGCUAUAAGCUUGGCUUUCCCAAUACUGGCACUAUAAAAAUUCAAAUUAAUUUAUUGGGACACUUUUUGUACUGCCAUUCAAUUUGACAUGAGUGUGCCUUGAAUACUGAUCUUCCUAUUCACCGUCUCUCAAGACAAAUGCGACACUUUUGUGAAGCAAAGGAUUUGAACAAAAUGAAAACAAUGUAUCAAAUUUAUGUGUCAACUUAGUUUCUAAUUUGCUUAUGAAAUUCCAAUAGAAUAUCAGAGAUAUUACUUCUAAAAAUAAAACAAAGCUGCAUUUAGGUUAGGAGUAGCCAGCACAACAAUAAUGUGUCUGUAUAUAUGUAUGCAUAUGUACAUAGAAAUGCAUAAACCUAUAUAGAUAUAUAUCAAAUUCUUCAAAUCAGGACAAGACUGUAUCCCUAGAAACAUGGUCAGAGUGGAUUGUAUUGCCACACAAUAGUCAAGGAAGAGACUGGACUAAAAAUCAGGAACUGCAGAAACAAAAAAAUAAUUUAGUGCACUCUGUCUUAAAAUACGUUUACAGUAUUGAAACAAGUACAAGGGGUAAAAUAAUAUUUGUGUGUAUGUGUGUUUUAAACCAGUAUUUCUUUUCUUCAAGUUUGCUUAUACAGUUUCUCUGAAUGCCAUGGUGGCGAUGUGUAUAUUGUUUUUUGGUGACGGGGUUUUAGUAUAUAUAUAUAUAUGAAUAUAUAUGAAUAUAUAUGACAUUUUUCUUGUUUACUGUAAAAGUAUACCAGUAUUUGUAAUAUUGGAGAAUGCCUGGGCAUUUUACAAAAAUAUAAAAAAAGUUAUUGUUUCUUUCUUUUUAUUUUGGAGUCCAAUUUCAAUGGUGGGUCUUUUAAAAAUGUUUAUGUCACUGUAACUGUAAAAGUCUUCAGUUUUAGUAACUUCUUCUUUUGCUGCCUUGGUGUAAUAAAAUGAAAAUAAAUGAAAUAAAAAGUGAACUGGUAACAAACUUGGAUGGGGUGGGGGGGGAUGAAGCUGCAUCAUGUCUGAAUUUCCCCUCGUAGAAACUAUGGAACAUUGUUAUUGCUUUGCAGUAAAAUACUGACAUGUAUCUAUGUUCUGCUUCUGGAUUGGAUGCUCUUCAUGGCUGGUUUGAAAUACAUGUGUAGGCACUUGCUGUCUUUCUACAGAAGCUUGUCUUUUUUAACCUGUAUGUGCAUCCUUCGUGAAAAGGGUACUAUAAGUACCCGUAUGUCAUUAUCUUAUUUGGGGUAGGGGACAACAUUGCAACUUCAAGAUAAAACUCACAGGCUGCCACCAUUUAUUUGAUUUAAUUUGGCAGGAUAAAAUAGUGCAAAAAACCCAUGAUGAAUUUGCAUUGUUGACAUGAACCUUAUUGUACAGAAGGGAAAUAAAAAGGUUGUUUGACCUUUUAGCAACAAAAAUACACAAGUAGAUGUUUUUGUUUACUAUACUGUUGGUUGUAUAUAUCUUUAGUUUUUUUAUUUAGAUUUGAACAUUUCUAUGUGUUCUAACUGGCACUGGCAGUGACCAUCUCUUUAGGGUCAUCUAGCUGCCCUUUGACCCUUGACCUUUGGUGACCUGUGUGUCAGUUGUACAGGAACCUGACCUGCCAACCCAUAGAUUUCACAGCAUGAGAAGAAUGGAGAACAUAUACAAGCAUGAUGUGGUAGAGACGCAGGCAGACAGGUCUGGCCACCAGUCAGAGAAAGGACAUGGAUAGAGUGUGUAGAAAAAGAUACACACAUUGGAGAAAAAAUGGUAAAGUCUCUUAUGAGGUGCAGGGAGAUUAUAUAUCUGGAUACCUUAGUUAGACAUCGUCUCACAGAACCAUGUAGUGUACACAGAGCAGCCGAGGCUGGCUGGAUACAAUCAAAGCUACAAGCUGCAUUCGCCUCAAACCAGAAGCUACAAUUACAGGCAGUUAGUAGCUACCGUACCUGACCACAAUCAUAUGGACAACUAUCAAUCAGUCAGAACCAGGGUGUUUAUAUGAAAGCUGCUCACUUAGAUGUACAGAACUGUCCUCCAACUGUUUAGCAGCACAGAACACCCAUAUCUGUGUUUUAUCUUCCUUUUACGAUUUGAUGUUUCCCUUAAAAUAUUGGUGCUUUGAUAUGUGCUAAGAGCUAUUCCAUGUUGGCUGCACUGUUUGUCUGCCCCUGGGCACCGUAGACAGAACACCAAGCAGAGCAAGGCUAAGCUAGGCGGUUGAUGGUGUUCACUUUGUGUAUAGACAUAUUCAUGGAACACUGCCCAGUCUGUGGGUAUAUUCAUUUAGUUUUCCUUCAAAGGUGCAGGUGUAUUGGGCUAGGCCAGUAGUCCCUCUACAUGAGAGACUGAGUGGACGUUAGUACGCCGGUCCUGAAUUAGGAAGUAAAAAUACAAAGUGCUUUGCUGCUUUCCACUCUUUAGGUUUGACAUUCAAUCAUUUUACUAUUUCCUUUUAGAUUUUUUUUAUGUUUGUAUUUAAAUAAUAACACAGGGUUGGGAUAAAGAAAUCUGUCAUUUUUUAUAUGUAAUAAUGUUCUAAUACAAAUGGAAUUGGUCCGGGUCUGGACAUACAGGGGGAGGGCUGGGGGCUUUGAGUAGGGAUGUUAUGCUGUGUGUGAUGUCACUUUAUUUAAAUACAUGAACUGAUUAUUUAGGCUGCAAUUGGCUGUGUUGUCUGUGAUGUCACUGAGGUGAGGACAGCGUUCCGUCGUUCUCAGGCCUGAUGAGUCCAAUGCCAUUGGUUCGUUACAGUAAACAUGACAUUCAGACAUCAC
This is a messenger RNA of Oncorhynchus mykiss (rainbow trout), 7095 nucleotides long. RefSeq names its product B-cell lymphoma/leukemia 11B. Gene Ontology annotation, cellular component: nucleus. NCBI's taxonomy places the organism in Eukaryota, Metazoa, Chordata, Actinopteri, Salmoniformes, Salmonidae. The record is from RefSeq and is a predicted model, not a curated record. Gene Ontology annotation, molecular function: DNA-binding transcription factor activity; RNA polymerase II cis-regulatory region sequence-specific DNA binding. Gene Ontology annotation, biological process: positive regulation of transcription by RNA polymerase II.